This is a messenger RNA of Anguilla anguilla (European eel), 4322 nucleotides long. It is a transcript of the gene slc6a13, whose product is annotated as solute carrier family 6 member 13. Gene Ontology annotation, biological process: sodium ion transmembrane transport. The transcript is spliced from 15 exons. NCBI's taxonomy places the organism in Eukaryota, Metazoa, Chordata, Actinopteri, Anguilliformes, Anguillidae. The coding region runs from base 155 to 2005 and encodes 616 amino acids. The record is from RefSeq and is a predicted model, not a curated record. Gene Ontology annotation, cellular component: membrane.
GAAAAGUGGGCUGGAACUGGGGGGGGUGGGAGAGUUUGAGGGAAACUUGACUCCUCCCCCCCUGCCCACACUUUAAAUAGUCAAAGCCUUUACGGGACCUUUACAGAUCAAUAUUAGUAGACAGUUGAAAACCAAGGCAGAUUUUGGCAUCACAAUGAAAGGUGACGCGGAGAGAACGGACCCCUCCAACGGCCACGGCCGGCCCCUGGAGAUGGUCCCGCAGACGGAAGAGAAGAUGAAGGAGAGGGGCCAGUGGAGCAACAAGCUGGAGUUCGUGCUGUCGGUCGCCGGGGAGAUCAUCGGCCUCGGCAACGUGUGGCGGUUCCCUUACUUGUGCUACAAGAAUGGCGGAGGUGCGUUCUUCAUCCCCUACCUCAUCUUCCUCUUCACGUGCGGGAUCCCCGUGUUCUUUCUGGAGACGUCGCUGGGCCAGUUCACCAGCGAGGGAGGAAUCACCUGCUGGAGGAAGAUCAGCCCGCUGUUCGAAGGCAUUGGUUACGCCACGCAGGUCAUUGUGGCUUUGCUCAACUUCUAUUACAUCAUCGUCCUGGCCUGGGGGAUCUUCUACCUGAGCUUCUCCUUCUCGUGGGAUCUCCCGUGGUCCUCCUGCAACAACACCUGGAACACGGAAUCUUGCGUGGAGUUUCAGAGGAGGAGUGAUUCCCCCAACUUAACCAUGGCCGUGAAUGCUACUUCCCCUGUCAUUGAAUUCUGGGAACGGAGGGCCUUGAGGAUCUCCCCUGGGAUCGACCAGAUCGGCCACCUGCACUGGGACCUGGCCGUCUGCCUCCUGGUCGCCUGGAUCAUGUGCUACUUCUGCAUCUGGAAGGGCGUAAAGUCCACAGGAAAGGUGGUAUACUUCACCGCCACCUUCCCCUACGUCAUGCUGGUCAUCCUCCUGAUCCGCGGGGUCACCCUGCCUGGUGCCUCCAGGGGAAUCCAGUUCUACCUGUAUCCUGACCUGGGCCGACUGGCCGACCCUCAGGUGUGGAUGGACGCUGGAACCCAGAUCUUCUUCUCCUACGCCAUCUGCCUGGGCUGCCUCACGGCACUGGGGAGCUACAACAAGUACAACAACAACUGCUACAAAGACUGCCUGGCCCUGUGCUUCCUGAACAGCGGCACGAGCUUCGUCGCCGGCUUCGCCAUCUUCUCCAUCCUGGGCUUCAUGUCCUACGAGCAGAACGUUCCCAUUUCCGAGGUGGCGGAGUCCGGUCCUGGCCUGGCCUUCAUCGCCUACCCGCGCGCGGUGUCCAUGAUGCCUUUCUCCCCGCUGUGGGCCUGCUUCUUCUUCAUCAUGAUUGUCCUGCUUGGGCUCGACAGCCAGUUUGUGUGCGUGGAGAGCCUGGUGACGGCCGUGGUGGACAUGUACCCCUCCGUCUUCCGGAGGAAGAACCGCAGGGAGCUCUUCAUCCUGGCCGUGGCCGUCGUCUCCUACCUCAUCGGGCUGAUCAUGCUGACGGAGGGGGGCAUGUACAUCUUCCAGCUCUUCGACUACUACGCCGCCAGCGGGAUGUGCCUCCUGUUCGUGGCUGUUUUCGAAACGGUUUGCAUCGCCUGGAUUUACGGCGCUGAUCGUUUCUAUGACAACAUUGAAGACAUGAUCGGCUAUCGCCCGGGACCUGUGAUCAAAUACUGCUGGCUGUUCUUCACCCCUGCCACGUGCUUCGGUACCUUCGCCUUCUCUCUGAUCAAAUACACGCCUCUGAAGUACAACAACGAGUACGUGUACCCCUGGUGGGGUUACGCCCUGGGCUGGCUCCUGGCCCUCUCCUCCAUGGUCUGCAUCCCCCUCUGGGCCAUCUACAAAAUCUGCACGACCAAGGGAACCAUGAGAGAGCGCAUUCACAUUCUCAUUCAGCCCUCUGGCGACCUGCCCAAGACUAAGAGGGAGCAGGAGAAGAUGCUGGCCAUCUUCACCCUCGACGGUGACAACCUGCCCCCGCGGGCGGAGGCCUCCAAAGAUGGCUACCUCCCCGUGCUCCAGAAAGACACAAACUGCUAGGGUGCCCCGCGUCCCCCCGCCAACCCGUCAGCCCGACACGCGUCCGCAGACAACCUCCACCCCGGCCCUCAAUACCACAGAUACCACAUCCAAAUAGAGAGAGAGAGUCCUGUUUCGCUCCUGGGAAGGGGAAGUAUUGGGGAGUUGGAGCAGAUGGACAUUUUGAGUGCACCGGGUUUCUUAAAUAUUUGUCGGGUCCACAAAGGAUCAGCCAGGAUGCUGCUGGUGGGCCGUCAUCAUCCAAGAAUCCCUCCCUGCACGCACACACACACACACACACACACACACACACAUAAAUAAUCAACACACACAUACACACACACACACACCAUGCACGUACUCUCACACACAGCCUCUGAGCUAAUUGUCUGUGGUGCUGUUGGACUGAACCUGGUUUUGUGUUGGACAGCAGUGUUGUGCUCUUUGUCCCAGAGAGAGAGCACACUGUGGCAUAAGAUGCUGAGGCAUCCGUGUGGUUUUCAGAUAUCUGAGUUCAACCUGGAGUGGCAUCUGCUUUCUAAGGAAGCUUGUUUCUUCUACAGGAACAUAAAAAUGUUCCACUCACAGCAUACGUUCAUUAGUACAAAUGGAUAAUUGUGGGUAGCGCUAGAAUUAGCUGCAGCUAUGGGCAUGGGGGGUGGGUCAUGGUACGGAAAUAACACCACCACCCCCCCCACACACAUUUCAACUCACCUCAACCCAAAAGCAUCAUGGGAACCAGCAGAUGAAGUGUCAACGACUCAAAGAAAAAGUGCUCUUUGGUACUAUAAUAUGAGAUUAUUCUUAAUCACUAGGUAAGCUAUUCCUGUGGUUGCUAUAUUAUAUUACAUUACAUUACAGGCUUUUAGCAGACACACACAUCCAGAGAGACUUACACAACAUUAUACAUGGUAUUUACAUUGGUCCAUUUAUACAGCUGGAUAUAUACUGAAGCAAUGCUGGUUAAGUAUCUUGCUCAAGGUUACAACGGCAGUGUCCUACCUGGGAAUCGAACCUGUGACCUUCAGGUUGCAAGACCAGUUCCUUACCCAUUAUACUACCCUGCCGCCCCAUUGUCAAUGUACCACCUGACAUUGCUGUGUUUACUGUUUGACAGUAUUCACUAGGUCUGCUUUCACCCCAGGUGUGAAGGGAGUCUGCAGUGUUAAAGGCAGAAUAAGGAAAUCCGAGGACAUACUGGAAAAUUUCUGUCAUGCUGUUUCUGAACAGAAAGUCUGUAAAGCCUAGAUAUGAAGCCAACAUUCACAGAAGUAGUAGCCUCCAUGGGUAGGGAGUAGGGACACAUGCUAUAGCUUCUCCCUCAUAAUAGAAUAAGCGAGUCAUGAAUGACGUUAUAACAAUUAGCUGGUUGCCUCUGAUGAAUUCCUUUCCAGAUGUACACGUUUUGUAUGAUAUUUGUACAGUGUUUUCAUGACCUCCAACCCCAUGGGGUAAAACAUAGGACCAAAACUCUGCUGUGGAUUGGUCAGCUAUGCCCAACGGGCUCUACAGCCCUGGCGAUUCCUCUUGUGAACAUAACUGGAAAAAGAAAACCCCACUCUCAUCGAUUAAAUCAAACAUUUUCAUUUCCAUUCAACAUUCAUGAUCAAUAAUGGUGGUAAUUCUUCUAAAGGUGAAUGCUGAAAGCUGUGGGUACUUUAAUUACCUCAAACAAGUGGACCAAUGUGUACAUACAGCUGUGACGUAUUGCCUUAUUAGUCAUGGCCAUUUUAUUCUUCAAAUGAUAUUCUGGACAGCAUAUCCUUACAUAUACAGUGUUUAUUCGUUCCUGUAUUUGCCAGCUGUUUAAAGUGGAAGUCCAAAAUGUGGUAAAGAACACGGUAACAAUGGCUAUAAAGAAAUAAAGAUACAAAUGUCUGUAUAUUUUUAAAUUUGGUUAUAUCCUGUGCAUAUUUAAUGGAAUAACAUUGGUUUGCAUUUGGGAAUGUAAAACAUUGUAUAUUGAAUCAGAAAAGGUGACACAUGGUCAUUAUUUUUGACAUUUGACUUAAGAUCAGAUGAAGCAUUCAUGUAAUAAAUAAUGACAAAAAAGAAAGACAAUAACUAACAUCACGAAACAUAAUUUCCUCACUGUUUUUGAUAUUCAUAUUCAAAAGUGUAGUCAUUCAGUUAUAUAAAAAUAUGUUAUCUUUCUUUAGAGUUUUUAUUGUAUUCACUGUUGUAGUUCAAACUGUAUUUUCCUUCAGUGAAACACUCCUUGUGUGUACAUAUUUGUUGUGCAAUACAGAAAAUAUUAUUUUAAAUGUUAUCACUUGGAUUAAAAAUGGCACUAUUAUAUAAAACAUUUAUAUUAAAAAGGAGAAAAGCCGAGAUGAAA